Dreissena polymorpha is the source of this 1474-nucleotide messenger RNA. RefSeq lists its product as uncharacterized. Lineage: Eukaryota; Metazoa; Mollusca; Bivalvia; Myida; Dreissenidae. The coding region runs from base 84 to 785 and encodes 233 amino acids. The record is from RefSeq and is a predicted model, not a curated record. The transcript is spliced from 2 exons.
AGAGGAGAUUUAAUCCUAUAGAGUACACUGUGAGCAUACCAAGCGACACAAGUCAGUCUUUCAGCAUCUUUGGCAUUUGCAUCAUGCCAAGUGACCAGGUCAUUGUUACAGAUUACCAUAAUAAAAAAGUGAAGCUGUUGAACCAGCAAUACAAUGUGUCCAGUUACUGUGAUGUGUCUGGUAUGCCAUGGGACAUUUGCCAAAUCACAUCCAGUGAGGUGGCUGUAACUUUGAAUAAAGAUGUGCAGUUUAUCUCUAUUAACAAUGGAAAUCUGGUGAGUGGGAGAAAGAUUUCAUUACAGCAUGCUGUUUAUGGUAUUGCCCACCAUAAUGGAGUGUUGUAUAUCACCUCUGGAACUGCCCUGUACCACUACAAUAUGACUGGGACACUUGUGAAAAAGCUGUUUGAGGAAGCUGGAGGCUCUUCUACAGUGUUGCACUGUGCAGUGAGUCCUGAUGGAGACAAGAUCUAUGUCACCAACUACAGACAGCACAAGCUCCUUACUCUGGCUACAGAUGGGACUCUGAUAUCCACCUUCAUGGACCCUGAACUACAAAACCCCAGGGGUGUACACGUAACACCUGCAGGACAAGUGUUAGUCUGUGGACGCAUUUCCGAAAAUGUCAUACAAGUGGAUCGUGAGGGAAAAAAGAAACUAGCAACUCUGGCUUCACAAAGUGAUGGACUCAGCAAACCAUUCUCUGUCUGCUACAAUACCAACACUCACCAGUUGAUUGUGGGACUAUAUAAUAACACUAAAAUCUUUGUUAUGGACUUGCAAUAGCUCUUCAAUUUGAUGAAAACAUUUACUUGAAACACUUUUAUAAACAUAAUUGCCCAUUUUUCUUUGAAUGGCUAAUUCAGUAUCAACAAUUUAUAUCUAGGUAAAGAAAAAAACAUAUUCAUACAGUUUAAUUUUGUUAUGAACGAAUAAUUAUAAAAUUUUAUUUAAAAAUGAGUUGUUUCAAUGCUCGAAAGAUUGCACCAUUUUAAUUUUGAAUAUAUGACAACUGUCUAUAAUGUUGAUAUUGGUUAUUUCUUAAGUCAAGUUAUGUUAAGUAAUUAUUAAAAUGUUUUUACUAGGGAUGGCAUCGAAUUCCUAUAUCGGUAUUCGAAUAUUCGCAAAUCCAUUCAAUCGAAUAUUCGAAUAUUCGCAUAAAACGGCAGGGUGGACAUAACUUCUUUUACUCAGUUUCGUAUCCAGGUGGGAUAUUUAAUAUAAAUUGACACAGAAAUACAAUUGAAUAUACAAUUGUUGUGUUGAGAAAUAGAAAGAAAAUGUAGCUUAAUUGUAAAAACAAACUUUGAUAAAGCCUAUUGAAGCAAAAUAUAUCAGAAAAGAGUGAAACUUGUUCUGUGUUCACUUCCAUUGCUUUGUAAGUUAUAUCUGUAUGCUGAAUACAAUGCUGUUUGUUAACGUCGCUAUCAAAUAAUGUAUUAAAUAGGUUUCAAUUAAACUUAAAUGGAUGUGAA